This is a messenger RNA of Pyricularia pennisetigena, 2628 nucleotides long. RefSeq lists its product as uncharacterized. The record is from RefSeq and is a predicted model, not a curated record. The transcript has 2 exons. The coding region runs from base 1 to 2628 and encodes 875 amino acids. NCBI's taxonomy places the organism in Eukaryota, Fungi, Ascomycota, Sordariomycetes, Magnaporthales, Pyriculariaceae.
AUGGUUUCCGUUGCGGCCGGAUAUACGGAGCUGCGUGUCCACGGCCAGCGGACCCCUCGGCGUCUGGACCUGGGCGCUCACCCGCUUCAGCCCGAGACCACCGACGCCUACCUCCGGGUCGACGACCCAGCUGCGGUACCCGAAGCCCUCGACGCCGUCGGCUUGCCUGAUCCCCGCCGCGUGGCGCGUCAGGGCGUAGGUGGCGGCGCCGCCCCAGGGGUGCGCGAGGCUGGUGAAGAGGCUCAGGCCCGGCUCGCCGGCCGGCGUCAGGUACUCCCAGCUUGCGCCCGAAGCGUGGCGGUCGGCGUGGGCGCGGGACAGCAUCCGGGGCCAGAGGGAGCGGAGGAGCUUGGUGGCGGUGGCGGUGGCGGUGGUGGUGCCGUUGCUUCUGCUGCUGCUGCUGCUGCUGCUGACGACGCGCAGCAGCCCGUCGAGGAGGAAGCCGUUUGUGUUGGGCGAGAUGUUGGUGUCGGCGGCGGUCGAGUCGACCAGCGACGAGUCCUUGUACGCCGGUCCCAGCUCGAGGGCGGCGAGGGCGGCGACGGACCGCGAGAUGCGCCGCGGGUCCGAGGCCACGCCCGACGAGAGACAAAAGGCCGUGGCCUGCACCGAGAGGUCGUCCUUGUCGGCCAGCGACAGGGAGUAGAAGCCGCGGGCGUCGUUCCAGAGCUGCGCGUUGACGGCGCGCGUGAUCUCGUCGGCGGCCCGCGCGGCCUUGGCCUGGUAGGCGGCGUCGCCGACGGCCUUGGAGAUGUGGGCGAUCUCGAGCAGGGUCUGGACGGCCAGGCACGAGGUGGCGGAGCCGUCGACCGCGGGCCCCAGGAAGGCGCUUCCAAAGUUGAGCAGCUUGGUGGUCUGGUUGACGCGCGAGAGCAGCCAGUCGAACUGCAGCUGCCACUGGGCCCAGCUGUCGCGCACAAAAGCGACGUCGCCCGUCUGCUCCAGGUAGCUGUACAGGGAGCCCAUGCCCAGCAGCUGGUAGUCCUCGAGGCCGUAGGGCUGGGCCCCAAAGGCGGUGAACGGCCCGCUGGCGCUGGCGGGGUCGUAGCCCAUCCUGGGGGAGAUGUCCAAGAUGCCGAGGGGGAUCUGCGUGCGGAGCAAGAACCGCAGCGUGCCGCGCUCCAGGUCGAAGCGCGAUGUGCUGGCGCCCAUGAUGCGGAUGGUGUGGAGGAAGUCGCCCAGCCAGACCAAGCGGUCGCGCUUGGGCCCGUCCAGGCAGACGCCCUCCGCGUUGGUCUCGACGCCGUACUCGGCGAGCACGUCGGACGACGUCAUGGGGUUUCGGUAGACGACGGUGCCGUUCUGCGCCGUCGCCGUGACGUUGCGCACCCACGCCGCUUGGUCUUGCCACGCGCCGAACCCGAAGCUGCCCGUCAGCGUCAAGGGGCCGCCGCCGAUGUAGUAUUUGGAGACGUGCGUGGCCAAGAUUUGUGUCUUGUCGAGGGACACGGCGAGGAAGCCGUCGGGCGAGAGGACGGUCGUCACGUGGUACCACUUGUUCUCGGCGACGUCAAAGGGAACGCGGGAGAUGUCCAGGUCGUACGAGGUGAGGGUGGUCUGGUUGACAAAGCCGUAGCCCCAGCCGAGCUUAAGCGUGUUCCUCGGCGUCAGGGUGGUGUUGGUGUUGGAAAAGGUCGUGGCGUUGGGCAGCUCGCUCGUCAGCUGCAGUUGGACACCGCCAAAGCGACCCAGCGGCCAGGCCACCGACCACCACACCCCACCACGCUCAAUCAUGGUGUCGAACUCGAGCGUGUAGUUGCCCCAGAGGCCGGCUCGGAGCGUCUGCGUGGGGCGGAUGCUGGCCACGCGCACUCCCUUCUCCGCAUCGACCUGCCACACGGCCUUCUGGGUGCCCGACUCGACGCACGCGAGGUCGGCAGCCCGGGCCCCCAGCGCCCACACCUCGUUGAGCACCUCGUCGUCGCAGCUGAACCUGCCCGGCAUCUCGGCAAUCUCGGUCCCGCCCGCGGUGGCCUCGAAACCGACGCUCUGAAACGUGACGCCGACGUCGGCCCUGGCGUCGAGCAGCCUGAUGGACUGCCACCUCUGGCCGCCCUGGAUCAGCCCGCUGGCCACGGAGCCCGCGGCAGAGAUGUUGAAGGUCUCGACGCGGAAGGCGUUGGCGAGCCCUUGCUGGUACGGGUACGGCCCGUCGGACCAGACGUGCUCGAGCGCCGCGAACGGCUCGCUGUACUUGACCUCGACCUGCACGGCCGCGGCGCCGGAUAUCUCGGACACGGUGAACCGCGGAUAGCCGGCGACCUCGACGCCGUAGUCGAGCGUGGCCAGGGGGUGCGAGCCGUUGAGGGUAAAAGCGGCGAACGGCCCGGUGGCCUGUCUGGGUGCUGUACCGACCGCCACCUUGCUCGGGGUGAAGAGGCGCGCGUCGGCGGCCAGCACGUUUGCCAGCAGGCAGCCGCUGGAGAGGAUUCGACGAGCCAUGAUCGAAGCGAGCAGAGUCCACAACCCGAUCGGACAACCAUGUUAGUCGCGGUCGCAGUCGAGGCUCCGGCGCGAGCCAUGUUUGCUACUUUAUGUUCAAGAAGAAAUAUGAACGACUCGGAUGUUCCUCCAACUACCGAUCUCAAUACUACGAAAAUCCCAUGGGGGAAUUCGACAUUGAUAUAA